This is a messenger RNA of Closterium sp. NIES-67, 573 nucleotides long. Lineage: Eukaryota; Viridiplantae; Streptophyta; Zygnematophyceae; Desmidiales; Closteriaceae. The record is from the annotation of a GenBank genome assembly.
CGAAUAUCACCCAUUGCGGUUCCUUGCGUGAAGCUUUCUGUUCCGAAGAAUUUCAGACAACGACUUGAGGUCAUGUGUACGCAUGCUGCGAGUUUCGUGAGAGACUAGAAAAGGUAACAGACGAAGGCCAUUGUUUGACAGGAAAUACCGGCUCCACGGCAUGGCGAAUUUGGUGCUCUUCCCCGGGCUGCUGGUCGACAUCGUGGAUGAGGAGUGGAUGGGAGAGACGCUUCCCGAUGACGAUGUGAUGCUUCCAGUCGCCCUUGCCCCUACGUCAGACGAGGCCGAUGACUUAGGGAAUGAGGUGGCUCAAGAGGAUCCAAACAAAUGGUCGGACCUUGCCUUGGACUCAAUUCAGUGAACGUUUUCCAGGAAGUCAUACAACAAGAAAUGGGCCUACUGACAUGUUGACAGCUUCGGGGAAUGUACGAUAGGCUGCUGAAGUAUUAUUUUGCAAAGCAUGAUGUUGGUUCAGCUGCUGCUACAAAGAACGCAUCAUGGACUCAUGGUAGCCAGUAGCUAGACGACAGCAUGCUACUUUGUGGGUGAGCUGCAACAUUUUGUGCCAGCUCU